AUGCUACUUAUUUCGAGACUGAUUGCUGUAAUUUAUGCGACCUUGGCGUCAAAGGUGCCUGAGUUCCAGUUCAGCCUGAAUGGCCAGGGCCAAGGUACGGCUGUGCUUUGUCUCGGGAACCCCUUGAAAAUGCUUCCGCAUGCCUAUAUUUUGAACGCUAAAGCGGAUAACAUUGCAAAUUUUGUCUACGAUGAACUUACAAAGACAAGUACAAUUAGGGACUGCAUGUACAUAAACUGUAAAUAUUAUACGGCUUCAGUGCAGUUGAAGCUGGUCUGCGGCUCAUAUCCCAAACCAAAUGUUAGAACCGCCGAGGCUCUAGUUAUCUGUUUUGAUACGGAAAAUCCAGAAAGCUGGUCAGUUGCUUGUGACUGGCUGAAGUCGAGGGAAGGGGAGGAGGAUAUUCCAGUCCAACUUCUCGUGUGCGACUCUUUAUCUAACAAAAAUCUUCGCAUGGAGGUCUUUGCGGAGGCCACCAAGAAUCACUUCGAGAUUGUCCAACUUUCUCCCCCCUCUGAUGAAAUUGAAGAAGAUGAGGAGUAUGGAGUAGCUAGAAUCAUAGCAGCUCUAAUCGCUCAUCAAUGGUCUAAUCUUGUUCUCAAAAAUAGGAAAACGGUCACUGGUGAAUCCGUUGCUAGAAAUCAUUCCCAGCAGAAGUCAAAUGCAGUUGCUCCAGUGGAAAAAAGUGUAAACCAAAAGGGUGAUUCCGAUGAAGGUGAAGGAGAUGACGAUUCUGAUGGUGAAGUGUUUAACGAGCUCUUCCCUAAGCUCAUGGAAAUGCGAUGCAAAGGCGCUAGUAUGGAUCUCGAAGGUCGUCGGAAAAUGGCUGAAAAAAUGACCGUGAGAUUUUGGAGAGCUCUGAAGUUGGACGAAGAGGAAAUUCAGGGAUUGUUGGAUGACGGAGAGGACUGA
Molecule: messenger RNA, 912 nt
Organism: Echinococcus granulosus
Lineage: Eukaryota; Metazoa; Platyhelminthes; Cestoda; Cyclophyllidea; Taeniidae
Product: Alpha- and gamma-adaptin-binding protein p34
Exons: 7
Coding region: 1-912 (303 amino acids)
Source: RefSeq, a predicted model, not a curated record